Messenger RNA from Meira miltonrushii, 1982 nucleotides. Its product is annotated as putative platelet-activating factor acetylhydrolase ib alpha subunit. Lineage: Eukaryota; Fungi; Basidiomycota; Exobasidiomycetes; Exobasidiales; Brachybasidiaceae. Bases 411 to 1736 code for a protein of 441 amino acids. Gene Ontology annotation, molecular function: protein binding; RNA binding. Gene Ontology annotation, cellular component: catalytic step 2 spliceosome. The transcript has a single exon. The record is from RefSeq and is a predicted model, not a curated record.
CACACACUCAAAGUGUUGUUAACUUGCAGAUCCAUCAUCAUCAUCUCCCUUGUGAUCGUUACCCCUUUUUCGAUCUUGAAAAUACCUCGUAAGCUUUCGACUCCAUCUGUUACAUCCAGAUUGCUAGCUUCUGACAGUCUUAGCGGACGGACUCAGAGUAGAAGAGAAUUGGACUGGUGAUCGCCAAGAGGGAGGAUCGUUGUCAAUCAAAACUCCUGAUCAACCGGCGUUCCACAUCUUCUGGUGAUCGUUGAGCUGGACGCUGGCCGCCAGAUGGAGCUCUGCCAGCAAGGAGCUCUUGGUUGCUGAAAAAUACCUGGUUUCUCGACCCAAUCACUUUCUUUUUUCAUUUCACUAGCUCUCUAUUCAUACAUAGAGCGCAUACAUCCACCCAAAAUUUCACCAUCAUCAUGACAAGCUCUUUAACUGACGGACAACGAGAUGAACUUCAUAAAUCCAUGUUGGAAUAUUUCCAAAGGAGUGGUUAUUCGGAUUGCUUUGAAGCAUUACAAAAGGAAUCCGGUCAAGAAGGUUUUGUUGUUGAUCCAAAAGCACGAUAUGUUGGUUUACUAGAGAAAAAAUGGACGGGUGUUGUCAGAUUGCAAAAAAGGGUGAUGGAAUUGGAACAGAGAAAUCAACAAUUACAAGAAGAACUUGCUUCUGCUCCAACGUCGAGAAGGGCAGCCACUUUGACUGAUUGGGUUCCGAGAAAUCCACCUAGACAUACCCUUUCGGGACAUCGAUCACAGGUUUCCCGUGCUACCUUUCAUCCGGUCUUUAGCCAAGUCGUCAGCGCAAGUGAUGAUGCGAUGAUCAAAGUAUGGGAUUGGGAAACUGGAGAUUUUGAAAAGACGCUCAAAGGACAUACCAAAGCAGUUCAUGAUGUAGACUUUGACUCAAAGGGCAACCUCCUCGCUUCUUGUUCAAGUGAUAUGACGAUCAAGGUUUGGGAUACCAACGACGAUUACAAGAAUACAAAGACGUUAUUUGGACAUGAUCAUUCCGUUUCAGCUGUCAAGUUUAUGCCGGGCGACGACUUUCUCGUUUCUGCUGGCCGUGAUCGAACGAUAAGGAUCUGGGAUCUGAAGACUGGAUUUUGUGCGCGUACAUUGAUCGGGCAUUCGGAUUGGGUCAGAUGGAUAACGCCUUCGGAAGAUGGUAGAUUGUUGGCAUCUUGCAGUACCGACCAAACCGCUCGCAUUUGGGAUUUCGCUUCGGGUGAAACCAAAGUCGAACUGAGAGGUCACGAUCACGUUGUUGAAACGAUCGCAUUCGCACCUAUUACCGCAUAUGCAGCUUUGAGAGAUCUGGGCGGCAUCACUGGUAUAAAUUCGACCACACCGGGUCAAUUCGUCGCGACCGGUGGACGUGAUAAGCUGAUCAAGAUUUGGGAUGCGGUCAGCGGACAAUGCCUCAAGACGCUAUCCGGACAUGAUAAUUGGGUUCGAGGACUAUGUUGGGCACCAAAUGGAGCAUUCUUGCUUUCAUGCUCAGAUGAUAAGACUGUCAAAGUAUGGGAUCUGAAAGCAGGUGCAAGAUGUAGCAAAACGAUCGAAGCACAUGAUCAUUUCGUUACCGGAAUCUCUUGGGCUCGUGCAAAGACUGAAGUUGGACCUAGACCUGAUGGCGUGGUGGAAAAUGGAACGUCUGGAAGUGCGAAUAAAACGGAAGUUAAAACGGUCAAUGCGGUAGUCACAACAAGUGUCGAUCUCACAGUAAAGAUUUGGACACCUUAGAUUUUCAACAAAAUAAUAAGUACAUUUUUACGCUCCUUCUUAAUCGUUUCAAGCUACAUUCUUUCUUUCUUUUUUCUCUUUUCCUUUUCGUUAGGCUUUGAUUGCCAGCAUGAUACCAAACAAGACAAAUAUUCCCCCACCCUCCCCUCUAUCGGCAGCGAGCCGCCUUCAAUAAAUGAGGGAUGUACAAAUACACUCUGAACAGUCACGGUACUUUAAACCAGUAAAAUCAUUCAUUUUAGACAC